AUGAAACCACAUCCAGACGUCCUCCACAUCCAUGGAAAACCCAUGCUCCUCUCUGAGUUAGCUUUGGCCCUUAGUGUCCCUCAAUCAAGGACUACUUGGUAUGUGCUCACUCCUUCUUCUAGGCUUCUCCUCAAGGAUAAUCCCUUGAAUGUUUCACAACUCUUAUUAGCAGUGCUUGAUCUAGUACUUGUAACUCCCUGGCACUUCUUGAGUGGAUGGUUCCAAGGGAAUGGAUUGGCUACGCCAUUUGAGGCUACAAAUGGAAGGGCGUUCUGGAACUAUGGGGAACAAGAUCUGAGUAACAAUAAAAUGGAGCAUGAGUUAACUGAAACGCAGCUUUUGUUUGAAAUGUUGAUGAUGGGUUUAGUUACUGGAAGAGAAAGAAGCAAACAAGAAUUGGGGAAGCUCUUGGUGGAGGCUGGUUUCACUCACUAUAAGAUAAUUCCCAUACUGGGCUUAAGGUCCCUCAUUGAGGUUUUUCCCUAUUGA
Nelumbo nucifera (sacred lotus) is the source of this 489-nucleotide messenger RNA. The record is from RefSeq and is a predicted model, not a curated record. Lineage: Eukaryota; Viridiplantae; Streptophyta; Magnoliopsida; Proteales; Nelumbonaceae.